Messenger RNA from Cercopithifilaria johnstoni, 750 nucleotides. The record is from the annotation of a GenBank genome assembly. Lineage: Eukaryota; Metazoa; Nematoda; Chromadorea; Rhabditida; Onchocercidae.
AUGGAAAUUCAUUGCAUAGUGGAAACAAAUAUUCCAGAGAAUAUAUCGGAUCAUAUUGAUCAAAAUCGAUUCAUAUGUAUUCGAUUACGCUUACGAAGUGAUAAUAAUGAAUAUAAUACAUUAUUUAUGCAGAAUUUCUUAUCAGAAUGGGAAAGGAAAAUUUUUGAUCCAAAAAUACGACGUAUCAGAGAAGUGAUAGCUACAAAGAAAAAUUUAAAAUUGAGCAAUUAUAAAACAACAAAACGAAGUAGUACCACUAUUCAACGUUUGCUAACAAAUACGAUAAAUGCAACAAUGUAUAUUCCAUGGAUUCAUGAUUAUAAUAAUGAUUCGGCAUGGAACGAUACGAAUGAUAAUAUAACAUUUCCAAAUAUUACUAUUAUAUCAACAAAAAGCAAAGAUAAAUUGAUUUUUGGCUAUUUUAGGUUAUAUGCUCUGAUAUUGCUAGCAAUUUUGAUUAUACUUUUAUUUGUAAUCACAGUAAUUACAUGCUAUUAUGAUUGUGAAAAUCGUCGAAGCCAUUUGUUGGGUGAUAAAUAUGAUAGCAUCAAAAAGGAUGCUGUACCAAUAGUAGCAGUUAGAUAUGAAGGCAGGCAACCUGAUAUUAUUGAUAAAACUCGAGAUGAUAUAACACAAGAAUCAUCAGUGAAUUCUCGUACACUUCGAAAGCGUCAAUUGCUUAUAGAAGCAUUACGGUCAGGAUCAACAAAAUCUGUUACAUGCAGUGAAUUUGGUAAUAUUUUUAUUUAA